Molecule: messenger RNA, 4862 nt
Organism: Cydia pomonella (codling moth)
Lineage: Eukaryota; Metazoa; Arthropoda; Insecta; Lepidoptera; Tortricidae
Exons: 17
Coding region: 566-2671 (701 amino acids)
Molecular function (GO): zinc ion binding
Source: RefSeq, a predicted model, not a curated record
AAGGGUGGAUGUAUAUAAAGCCCUACCAGAAAUAUAAUAAUAUGAUCAUUGUCAAGAGGGCGCUUUUAUUUUAUUCUCAUGUAUAGUUCAGUUUAGAACGAAAAAUUUUGUUCCAAUGAAAUUCCGCAAUAUGGCGCGUGAUCGUAUAUUACUGAGAGCCUACCGCGAACCACGUUCGAUGUUUUGCCUCCCUGUCACACUUACGUACGAAUUUACAAGUGCGACAGAGAGGCAACACGUCGAACGUGGUUCGAAAACCGAAAUUCGCAAAUUGCGGGGAUCUUUCUCUUUUAUUCUUAGUAAGACGUAAUCAGAGUGACAGAGAAAAAUGCCCGCAAUUGACGAAUUUCGAUUUUCCCGGUAGCCGUCCUGGUCUUUCUCGCAAUGUUUUUGUUCUCUCAUUCGGGCAUGUUCUCGAGAACGGCACAUCUCUAGCAACAUAUCAAAUGUCACUUGAGCAAAAGUAAAAGUUUUUUGUUUUUGGUUAUUCGCGAUAACCGAAACGGCUACAUACGUGUUUUACUUUUACUAUUCGCGUUAAAGAUUAAUAUGACUAAAAAAAGCUAUGUCUCAUGAAAGUGACAACAUGGAUGAGAAAAUUAUGAACUCGUGCCCUAACUGUUGUAAAACAUACACUUUGAAAAGUCUUGCACCGGAACUGAAAUCGAAUAUUCCGCUUUUCAUAAAAUGUGGGCACUCCAUAUGCGAAUGUUGCGUUCGCAACAUUGUGAAGUCCGGCGAGCCGAUUGAGUGCAAGAUAUGCCUACGGACGAUGGAGAUCAAGACUACGGAUAUCACUAAUCUUCUACAGAAUAAGAUACAGUUGUACAGUCUGUUCCCUGUGAAUGUGAAUGUGCUGGGGGAGCUUGCACUUAAGAUGAUUGUGGAAAAUUCUGGAGUAGAAGAGAAGAAAACAGAAGAAUAUUUUAUAGAUUUGCAAGCCAUACUUGACAGCACUGACCAGACUCAAGGCCAAUGUUUAGAAUGUCACAGUGCAACAACAAAAAUGUGCCAACAAUGUGCCACUGUCAUAUGUGUCUCCUGCUUCGAAAAGUCACACAAGAACUUUGUGGUGUUCAAGAACCAUGUUUUGCAGAAUAUUGAACUACAAGUUGCAACUAAUAAUUGCAAAAUCCAUUGCCAGAAAUCGCUAGAGUAUUACUGUAAAGAUUGUGCCAAGUCGGUUUGCAUGGAUUGUCUGAUGGUCGGUUCUGAGAAGUCUUGCAAGAACCAUGAUGUGGUGUCUGUUCUUGAAAUUAAUGAGAAAUUUUUAUCAGACUUACGUGAAAUACUUCCCCAAGUUGACACUACAUUCCGGAGGCUAACCAAAACCGCAGUAGACAUUGGUCACCAUCUCGUCAAGAUGGAUAACGACAAUGGGUCGCCCGAGCUGCUCCAGGUGACGGCGAGCAUCGAGCAGCAUUUCUCGAAAUUGCAGGCGGUAGUGCAGACCCACCGACAAGAGGUAAUGGGGAACAUCUCCCGGCUGCGGCGCAUCGAACGCGAGUCGCUACUACGCGUCAGAGAUGAGGUGGCUACCGCUAUCAAGCAGUCCAAGCAAGUCAUGAACGCAUUGAAGUCGGCUCUGGAGUGCGAGAAGAGCCAAACGACGAAUCUAUCGGCGCUCCUUGAAGAAGCUAAAAGCAUAGUUGACAGACCCUGGUGUUUGACCAAAGAAGAAUCCGACAAGGACAAACUGAAGGUGUGCGUGAGCGAGGAGCUGUGCCUGCUGGUGAGCGACUACGUGCAGCUGGUGGGCAACGCGCAGGCGCGCUACGGGCUGCGCUGCUCCCGCCAGCUGCCCGCCGUGCCGCCGCCGCCGCACCAGCCGGUCUUCCCUCCGACAAUUCCUAGAGGUCUUGAGUUAAAGAAAGCUGCCAUUCAGACAGCUAUGCCAUUUACCGAAAAAAAACCGUCGAUUGAAUUAAAAGCAGGGACGCAAGAACAGGCCCGCAUCACCUACAUGCAAGACCCACACAAUUUCUACGUGCGACGCGUGCGAGACGACGCGACGCUCUCGAAAAUUGAGGACCAACUCCAUGAAAAUAUUGGAUGGUUGACGCGCGAAGAUACUAUCUGUAUCGGAAAAAUAUAUGCUGUCAAACACGAGUACCCAUGGAAACGUGGGCGCAUCGAUAGAAUAGACAUAGACGAAGCAACGAGCCAGUUCAAGUACCGUGUCACCUUCAUCGACUUUGGAAACGCGGUCAGCGUCAGUGUGGACCGGCUGCUUGAAAUACCGGCGGCGUUGUCAGACCGCCCUGCGCUGGCGCUGCGCUGCCAGCUCGCCAACUGCGAGCCCGACGGCUCCUGGCACCCCCACGACACCGCCCUAAUGCUACGGAUUGUGGACAACUCGCCGGUGACGCUCCAUGUACGACGCGCAGGCGCGUGUAGUGAGUGCGACGUGACGACGCACGCCGGCCUCAGCGUCGCGCACGUGCUCCGCUUCCACGCGCGGGCCGUGCUCGUGGACCCCUCGCUACCGGUCAGUACUAUACCCAGUUCGGCGACGCUCCGCGUGCAGCGAGUGGGACGUGACGACGCACGCCGGCCUCAGCGUCGCGCACGUGCUCCGCUUCCACGCGCGGGCCGUGCUCGUGGACCCCUCGCUACCGGUCAGUACUAUACCCAGUUCGGCGACGCUCCGCGUGCAGCGAGUGGGACGUGACGACGCACGCCGGCCUCAGCGUCGCGCACGUGCUCCGCUUCCACGCGCGGGCCGUGCUCGUGGACCCCUCGCUACCGGUCAGUACUAUACCCAGUUCGGCGACGCUCCGCGUGCAGCGAGUGGGACGUGACGACGCACGCCGGCCUCAGCGUCGCGCACGUGCUCCGCUUCCACGCGCGGGCCGUGCUCGUGGACCCCUCGCUACCGGUCAGUACUAUACCCAGUUCGGCGACGCUCCGCGUGCAGCGAGUGGGACGUGACGACGCACGCCGGCCUCAGCGUCGCGCACGUGCUCCGCUUCCACGCGCGGGCCGUGCUCGUGGACCCCUCGCUACCGGUCAGUACUAUACCCAGUUCGGCGACGCUCCGCGUGCAGCGAGUGGGACGUGACGACGCACGCCGGCCUCAGCGUCGCGCACGUGCUCCGCUUCCACGCGCGGGCCGUGCUCGUGGACCCCUCGCUACCGGUCAGUACUAUACCCAGUUCGGCGACGCUCCGCGUGCAGCGAGUGGGACGUGACGACGCACGCCGGCCUCAGCGUCGCGCACGUGCUCCGCUUCCACGCGCGGGCCGUGCUCGUGGACCCCUCGCUACCGGUCAGUACUAUACCCAGUUCGGCGACGCUCCGCGUGCAGCGAGUGGGACGUGACGACGCACGCCGGCCUCAGCGUCGCGCACGUGCUCCGCUUCCACGCGCGGGCCGUGCUCGUGGACCCCUCGCUACCGUAUCCGGAGUUGGCAAGCGUAGCACCGUUGCGGCUGCAACCAGCGGACACCACGAUUCGAAAAACGAGCGGCGCCGACGUGAUCAUCACACACGUCGUGUCGCCGGACAAGUUCUACGUCAGAGAGAGUCGCUUGCAAGCGGACUACGUGAAGCUUUGCGAGGAAUUGAACAACGCUUACGACGUUCGGGACGAGAGCGAUCUCAUUUUCCUGCCAAAGGAGGGUUCGGUGUGCGUGGCGCUAGUGGGCGAGGAAGCAGGCAUGUUCUGGGCGCGCGCACAGGUGCUGUCGGCGAGCGUGGCGUCCGCAGUGCGCGUGUGGCUGCCCGACACGGGCCGCCAGCUGUCCGUGCCGUGGCACCGCCUGCGCGCCGUGCGGCCCCGCUUCACUGCGCUCCGAGCGCUGGUCAGUCGGUAACUAGUCGCCGGGGACGGUGUGUGUAGCGUCCGUAGUGCGGCUGCCCCACACGGGCCGCCAGCUGUCCGUGCCGUGGCACCGCCUGCGCGCCGUGCGGCCCCGCUUCACUGCGCUCCGAGCGCUGGUCAGUCGGUAACUAGUCGCCGGGGACGGUGUGUGUAGCGUCCGUAGUGCGGCUGCCCCACACGGGCCGCCAGCUGUCCGUGCCGUGGCACCGCCUGCGCGCCGUGCGGCCCCGCUUCACUGCGCUCCGAGCGCUGGUCAGUCGGUAACUAGUCGCCGGGGACGGUGUGUGUAGCGUCCGUAGUGCGGCUGCCCCACACGGGCCGCCAGCUGUCCGUGCCGUGGCACCGCCUGCGCGCCGUGCGGCCCCGCUUCACUGCGCUCCGAGCGCUGGUCAGUCGGUAACUAGUCGCCGGGGACGGUGUGUGUAGCGUCCGUAGUGCGGCUGCCCCACACGGGCCGCCAGCUGUCCGUGCCGUGGCACCGCCUGCGCGCCGUGCGGCCCCGCUUCACUGCGCUCCGAGCGCUGGUCAGUCGGUAACUAGUCGCCGGGGACGGUGUGUGUAGCGUCCGUAGUGCGGCUGCCCCACACGGGCCGCCAGCUGUCCGUGCCGUGGCACCGCCUGCGCGCCGUGCGGCCCCGCUUCACUGCGCUCCGAGCGCUGGUCAGUCGGUAACUAGUCGCCGGGGACGGUGUGUGUAGCGUCCGUAGUGCGGCUGCCCCACACGGGCCGCCAGCUGUCCGUGCCGUGGCACCGCCUGCGCGCCGUGCGGCCCCGCUUCACUGCGCUCCGAGCGCUGGUCAGUCGGUAACUAGUCGCCGGGGACGGUGUGUGUAGCGUCCGUAGUGCGGCUGCCCCACACGGGCCGCCAGCUGUCCGUGCCGUGGCACCGCCUGCGCGCCGUUCGGCCCCGCUUCACUGCGCUCCGAGCGCUGGUCAGUCGGUAACUAGUCGCCGGGGACGGUGUGUGUAGCGUCCGUAGUGCGGCUGCCCCACACGGGCCGCCAGCUGUCCGUGCCGUGGCACCGCCUGCGCGCCGUGC